Musa acuminata subsp. malaccensis (wild Malaysian banana) is the source of this 3831-nucleotide messenger RNA. Its product is annotated as probable LRR receptor-like serine/threonine-protein kinase At3g47570. Gene Ontology annotation, molecular function: protein binding; protein kinase activity; ATP binding. Gene Ontology annotation, biological process: protein phosphorylation. NCBI's taxonomy places the organism in Eukaryota, Viridiplantae, Streptophyta, Magnoliopsida, Zingiberales, Musaceae. The record is from RefSeq and is a predicted model, not a curated record.
UCACAGAUCUCGGGAGUCACAAGAGUGCUUGCAUGGAACGAAAACGAGGGCGCUUCUUCGUAUUUGUACGUGCACCUCCGCCGCCGACAUCCUUCUUCCUUUUCCUCCUCGUAAUCUUGUCUUCCGCAGGCCUAUCAGCUUCCCAGCUCGGAACUCCUACCGCUGAAUUCGAUACAGAUCGCCUCGCUAUCCUCUCCUUCAAGACUCUCGUCUCGGGCCCAUCCGGAGCACUGGUCUCCUGGGGGAACAGCUCCCUCCAUUUCUGCCGGUGGCGAGGGGUGAACUGCCGUAAUCAUGACGGUGAACCGAGGGUCACAGCUCUGGUGUUGGAGUCCCUCCGGUUGAAGGGUAAAUUAUCUCCGUCCCUUGCUAACCUCACCUUCCUCAGGAGACUCCGCCUCGGCAACAACAGCCUCGAGGGUUCCAUUCCGCAGGAGCUCGGCUUUCUAUCCCGGCUUCGGUCCCUCAAUCUAAGUUACAAUCAUCUGGGUGGGAUGAUUCCCACUUCGCUGCUCCAGAAUUGUUCCGAACUCCGAAUCUUCAGCCUGAGUCAUAACAAUCUCAACCGGACAAUCCCACGCAAUCUCAGCAACUGUUUGUAUCUACGAGUUAUUGAUUUGGAUCGGAACAUGCUCGAAGGAAACAUCCCCAGCGAUAUCGGCUCUCUACCGAAGCUAGAGACAGUCGCCAUCUGGGACAAUCUCCUCGAGGGAAGCAUUCCUCCGGAGAUCGGGAAGCUUGCAAGCUUAACAGGACUUCACAUGCGUUUCAACAGCCUUGAGGGUUCCAUCCCGCAGGAGCUCGGCUUUCUAUCCCACCUUCGGACUCUCAAUCUUAGCAACAAUCAACUGGGUGGGAUGAUUCCCAAUUCUCUGUUCCAGAACUGUUCGAGACUUCAAAUCUUCAGCCUGAGUCAUAACAACAUGAAUGGCACAAUCCCACGCAAUCUCAGCAACUGUUCGGAACUCCAAGUCAUCGGUUUGGAUCAGAACAAGCUGCGAGGAGACAUCCCCACCGAUCUGGGCUCCCUUCCAAAGCUCCGGGAACUCGUCAUGUGGAACAAUCUCCUCCAAGGAGGCAUUCCUCCUGAGAUCGGGAAUCUUGCAAGCUUAACAGGACUUUAUCUAGGCGGCAACCAACUCACCGGCGCUAUUCCUGCUGCGGUAGGGAACCUCUCCUCUCUUGCCCAUCUUGAUCUGUCAAACAGUACUCUUGUAGGAGACAUCCCUGCCGCAAUAUGGAACCUCACCUCUCUUCGUCAGCUUGUGCUGUGGAGUAAUAAGCUCACAGGAGCCAUCCCAUCCGACAUAGGCAAUCUUGUUAGCUUGACCACACUCUUUCUUCAUUACAACCAACUCACUGGCACAAUCCCAUCCGAGAUUGGGAACCUAGUGAAUCUGACCGUAUGUGUUUUGGGUGGCAACCACCUGGUUGGCACCAUUCCCAGGAGUUUGGGCUCCUUGCAUAGUUUAGAUGCAUUGAUUCUGGGUAGCAAUGGGCUACAAGCAAGGGAUGCGGCCGAGUGGAGUUUCUUGGACUCCUUGGCCAACUGCACCCACCUUAGAAUCUUAGAUAUAUCGAAAAAUGAUCUAAGUGGCAUGCUGCCAAAAUCCAUAGCCAAUUUGUCUAGAUCUCUGGAAGAGCUAGACAUCGGAGGCAACCAGAUAGCAGGAAGCAUCGCUGAAGAGAUUGGGAAUCUUAUUAGCUUGACCAAAAUCACGAUGUGGUACAACCUUCUCGGCGGUGCUAUUCCUGCAACGCUGGGAAGGCCUUCGGGAUUAGGAAGAGUAAACUUAGGAGGAAACCAUUUGGUGGGAGAAAUCCCUGCAACCCUCGGGAACCUUACUAGAUUAAACAUUCUUGUUCUUGCCACCAAUGAACUGCAUGGAUCCAUACCUCCGAGCCUUGGAAAGUGCCCAUUAAAUAUCUUGAAUCUUGAUUCCAACAGGUUAAAUGGUACGGUGCCCGUACAGAUCUUUGACAUCCCCAGUCUCACCAAACUCAAUAUUUCGCGCAAUUUAUUAACAGGAGUCCUGCCUUCGGAGAUUGGGAAUUUGAGAAACACCCAAAGUAUCGAUGCGUCCGAUAAUAGAUUAUCCGGUAGAUUGCCCAGCGGAAUUGCUGGAUGCCAGGUCCUCGAAAUCCUUUGCAUUGGAGGCAACUAUUUCCAGGGACCCAUUCCUUCGUCGUUUAGCCAGUUGAAGGGGCUUCGAGUGCUGGACAUUUCAAGCAAUGAUUUAUCGGGGCAUAUACCAGAUUUUCUUGGGAGCUUUAACAUGACGUAUCUCAAUCUCUCCUACAACGAUUUGGACGGUGAAGUGCCAAAAGAUGGGAUUUUUGCAAAUGCAAGUGCAUUCUCGGUGGUGGGGAACAGGAAACUUUGCGGGGGUAUUCCAGAACUUAGAUUGCCAUCAUGCCCUUCCGAGGAAAAAUCUUCUUCUGCUAAGCUAAUUGCCAUCGUCUCUGUUGUCGGAGGAAUCUUGUGCGUCACCUUUCUGAUCUCCGUGUUGGUUGCUUGUUAUCGAUUACGCAAGUCAAGCAGGCUUUCUUCUGUUACCUCACGCAUCGAAGAGCAGCACAGGAGGGUCUCUUUUGCCGAGCUGCUCAGAGCGACAAAUGAAUUUUCGCCUGCUAAUCUGAUUGGGAAGGGAAGCUUCGGAUCUUCCUACAGAGGAAUCAUGGAUUGGGAAGACCACAAGGAAGUGGCGGUGAAGGUACUCAACCUGCAGCAAACAGGGGCUGUGAGAAGCUUCAUGGCCGAAUGCGAAGCUCUGAGAAACGUCAGGCAUCGGAAUCUCGUCAAGAUACUGACAUCGUGCUCAGGUGUUGAUUUCGGAGGGAAUGACUUCAAAGCUCUAGUGUUUGAGUUCUUACCCAGUGGAAGUCUGGACGAGUGGCUUCAUCCUCCAGAAAGAGACGAACGGGGUUCGUCGAGAGUGCUAAGCCUCGGGCAGAGAUUGAACAUAUCCAUUGAUGUGGCUUCUGCGUUGGAUUAUCUUCAUCGCCAUGUUCCGACCCCGAUUGUGCAUUGUGAUCUUAAACCGAGCAACGUGCUUUUGGACGAUGACAUGGUGGCACAUGUGGGUGACUUCGGAUUGGCGAGGUUCGUGGGCAAGUCAUCCCAGAGAUCGACGAACUCGGUCACGUUGAAAGGGUCCAUCGGCUACGCUGCUCCAGAGUAUGGGAUGGGACAUAAGGUUUCAGUGCAAGGUGAUGUGUACAGUUACGGAAUGCUCCUGCUGGAGAUGUUUACUGCAAAGCGACCUACUGAUGAUGGGUUCAAGGAAGGUCUGAAUCUUCAUCGCUACGUUGAGAGGGCACUUCCAAAACAUGUUGUUGAGAUCAUAGACCCAAACUUGUCACUGGGAGGUGGAGAAGGAGAAGCAUGCCGUUCAAGUCCAUCGGCAAAUGAAUCAAGCAUGAGAGCUGUAGAGUGCAUUGCUUCGGUGCUCAGAGUUGGCGUGUCGUGUUCCAAAGGAUCACCAAAAGAGCGAAUGCAAAUGGAGGAUGUCAUAAGGGAACUUCACGACAUCAAGGAUGCAUUUCUUGGAUCGACUCUAUUGCGGGCGUAGAGAUGAUAUCAACGUUUGAUAAAUAUUAAGAUUAUAAUUUCUGUACCGCAUAUAAAUUAUGAACUUUUAUAAUCUUCCCCUCAUAACUAUUUUGACUUCUUUCAUCUUGUUAGCAUCUCAAUAUAUUAUUUGUUCUUCCAACAAAAAGAAAAUGCAAGAUAGAAAGUUGAAACAUCUUCCAGGCUAAGCCUUUUGAUUAUACAAAAUAUUUCAUGUAAUCCUUUUGCCCCAUAAUUAGAGUUUUUUUUUUUUUAACUUG